UCGGUGUGUUCGUGUUCCAAGCAAGCUCCGUCCGUCGUGUUGUUGUGUGCGUAGAGGAAAAUUGAUUUUUUUUUCCUCCGUGCCACAAAACAAUCUGUGCGGUCGCGAAAACGUUAAUGUACCAUAUUUUAGGAAAAAUCCCUUCCCGCCUAGCAUGACCGCGAACGGAAAAAGUGCUUUCGCAGGCGUUCGGUGAAGAAGCGUGCGUGCGUGCUUGCUUGGGAGCUUGUGGCCGUGUUUGUUGGUGUGCAGCAGCCGUGGUGAAAGUGUUCGCUGGCGUGAAGAUCCCACCUCGCAAAACUCCCGUGGGUAACGAACGGCAGCAUCUUCGUUCAACCGCAACUUCCUGCCUGCCUGCCUGCCUGCCUUGGUGCUGGUCCGCGGUGGUUCUUCGCUGGCCAGAAGAUCGAGUGGUGAUUGUGAUUGGGACUGUGUUGUUUUGAGUGUUCUGUUGGGAGCUGUUUUUUUUUUUUUUGCAGCACCGUGUUGUGUGGUGCAACGUGUACAAGUGUGGCAGAGCUCCCGUUUAGAUACCCUCCUUCACCAUGGCAAGUCCACGUACACGUCGCGUUCUGAGCGAGCUGAAACCAUCGGACGGAAACAAUAAAUGCUUCGAAUGUGGUACCCACAACCCGCAAUGGGUGUCCGUGACGUACGGCAUCUGGAUCUGUCUGGAGUGUUCCGGCAAGCACCGUGGCCUUGGCGUGCAUCUGUCCUUCGUGCGGUCCGUCUCGAUGGACAAGUGGAAAGACGUCGAGCUGGAAAAGAUGAAGGUCGGUGGCAAUCGGAAGGCGCGCGAGUUUCUCGAAGCGCAGGACGAUUGGGACGAAACGAUGCCCAUCCAGCGGAAGUACAACACACGUGCGGCCGCCCUUUACCGGGACCGUAUCAGCACACUGGCCCAGGGACAGCAGUGGGACGAGUCGAGUGCGCUGGCUCGCGUGAAAGGUUCGGGCUAUGCGGGCACGGGUAGUAGCAGUAGUGGUGGCGGAGGAGGAAGCGGCGGUGGUUCGACCGGUUCGAUGACACAUUCCAGAAGCAGCGGAUCGAUGGGAGGCGGAGGCGGAGGAUACCAGAACGGGGGCGAUACGUACUAUCAGGAUGGGGGCAGCUAUCAGCAGUACCAGACGCCAGAGUUUAAAGCGCAAAAGGAAGAUUUCUUUAGCCGCAAGCAGGAGGAAAAUGCGUCCCGACCUGAAAACUUGCCACCGAACCAGGGCGGAAAGUAUGCCGGCUUCGGUUACACGAUGGAUCCACCACCAAGAAGUCAAUCUCACGAGCUAUUCGAUACGGUGCAAUCGUCGCUUGCUACGGGCUGGAAUGUGUUCUCCAAGGUGGCAAAUGUGGCGAAGGAGAAUGCGCUCAAGUACGGGAGUAUGGCAUCACAAAAGGUUAAGGAAGGUUCGCUGUUGGAGGGAGUCGGCUCGCAAGUGUCAAACCUGGCGACGAAGGUUACCGAGGUGGGACGCAAAGGAUGGGGAGGGUUCGGUGCACCGGGCGGCAGUUACAGCACCCCGUCCGGUAGCAAUGACCAGUACAGCAACAUUUCGCCGGAAAGUGGCGUCAGCAGUCCGAUAAAUGGGCGACAGGGUGGCGGUGGGUACCAGCAGCGUGGCUCCACCGGUUCUGGCCGCCGGGAUGAAUCCUGGUCCAACAACGGUUGGUCGAACGAUAACAACUCGAACAGCUUGCCACAAUCGUACCAGAACGGUGACAACGAUGAUGACGGCUGGACCGGGUUUGAAUCGUACUCGGGGCCAACGUCCGGCAAUCGGCCUAGCGCGUCGUCCGAGUUGAUGGGCAGCGUGAGCGAUAUGCGGAACGAUAAUUUCGACCGCCAAACAAAAUCCGGCGGAUCGCGGCGCGCGAGCAAUGGGACGAGCAAGCAGUCGACCAAAUCGCCACCUUCCAGCAUCGAUCAGGACUUUGCUGCCCUUGAUAUUAAAAGCAACCGGGCUCCGAAAAGUGCCGGCAGCACCACCACCUCUUCCAAGAAGGCAAACAACAACCCGGAGGACGAUCUGUGGAACAUGCUAAACAAUUAGGCGCACGGUCUGCGCAUCCCACAACACAUCCAGGGUGGGGUCAGGAGUUGACGGUGUAUUUUAACGAAUCGAACCACUACUAUGAAACAUUUGCCAGAUAUGACUUACUGCGCGGAGGGGAGGGGUACUGUGCUCCCCUGCCUCGUCUUCUUCUAAUGUACCGCGCAUGCAAUGUGAAUGUGUAAUCAUCCAAUGUAUUAUAAGAGGUUCAAAACCGGCCAGCAACGGGCUAUAUCCUGGGUAAGGGAAAACCGCUCCCAUGCAGAUCUGGAGACAAUUAUAUUAAUGGUUAAUGGAAGAACACGGUCCCGGAGUGAGACAGCGAGGAGCAAGCAGUAACACAGGUAAUGGGAGAGAGAGACAGAGAGAGAGAGAAAGAGAUAUACAUAUAAUAUGAACGAGACGAGAAAAGUAGUGGAAUAUAUCUAUAUACACAUAUUCUAUAUUGUAGUAAAAAUCCUGUGAGACGUUCGUCGUCGGAGUUACGUCGACGGUGCUGAUCGUUUUCGGUUCCCCCCUUCCCAAACCACUUAUUCCACUGUCUCCCGUAUGAAGAAAAGAGAGAGCAAAAAAAAAAGAUCCUUCUCCUUUAGCAAAAUGACCUAUGAUAACGAAAAUGAGAAAAGAGCUGAAAGCAUCCUACGCGACACAGAUAAUAAAAGUGGUCCUAAUUGUAAUCGCAA
Molecule: messenger RNA, 2728 nt
Organism: Anopheles stephensi (Asian malaria mosquito)
Lineage: Eukaryota; Metazoa; Arthropoda; Insecta; Diptera; Culicidae
Gene: ArfGAP1
Product: ADP-ribosylation factor GTPase-activating protein 1
Exons: 6
Coding region: 546-2045 (499 amino acids)
Biological process (GO): regulation of ARF protein signal transduction; regulation of endocytosis
Cellular component (GO): Golgi membrane
Molecular function (GO): GTPase activator activity
Source: RefSeq, a predicted model, not a curated record